AUGGCGUCCAAAAUAAUUGUUAUUGGAAAUGUGAACUGCGAGCUACGAGAAGUCUUUACUAAGCUCGCCAAGCUUCAAGCCAAGCAAAACUUUUCCUUUGCCAUCAUUGCCGGCGACCUCUUCGGCGACUGCACGACAGAGAAAGAACUUGACGAGGUCAGUGCACUGCUACAGGAGACUAUUGUCGUCCCUCUUCCGACCUAUUUCGGCCUCGGAAGCAGGCCACUUCCGACGCGGGUGGUAGAGAGAAUAGAGGCAAAGGAUGAGGUGUGCUCCAACCUGUAUUUCCUGGGGAAGCGCGGCACCCUUAAGACAUCAGAAGGAAUAAGACUCGUGUCUCUUGGUGGAACACUGGAGACUGGAAAACAGAGUAACAGAUUUCACCCGGCGUAUACAGAUGCAGACGUGCGGGCUCUUUAUGGAACAAAUAAUGCGGACAUCCUAAUCACACACCAAUGGCCGAAGGGAAUCCGAACAGGGUCCAAAGUCCAACUUCAGGAUGAUGUCACUACCACAGAAGAAACACAACCUCUUGCAGACCUCUGCUCAACUUUGAAGCCACGCUAUCACAUUUCAACCUCAGACGACCUUUUCUACGAACGUGAACCCUUCUUCCACAUGCCCAGCGAAGAAGAGCCUGACGCUAAACCCCUAACCCGCUUCCUCAGCUUAGCAUCCUACAACAACCCCUCGAAGCAAAAAUGGAUGUACGCCUUCAGCCUUGAUCCCAAGGCACCCCAUCCACUCACUGUGCCCAUGGGUGCAACCGCCUCCCCGCUGGGCCCCGUCCAAACAAAGCGCAAAGGUCUCCCAAGCCAGCGUGAAUCGUACCAUCGCUUUGCAGGCCCCGAGGACCACGGCCAGCGUCCCCGGAAACGCGCGCGAGGACCCCCUCCAGGACCGCAGGAGUGCUUCUUUUGUCUAUCCAACCCCAACAUCGCAACACAUCUUGUCACCUCCAUUGGAAACGAAUGCUACCUGACCACCGCAAAGGGGCCGUUACCAUCCGCUAAGACGUUUCCUGAACUCGGAUUCCCAUCACACAUCCUCAUCAUCCCCUUCACGCACACACCUACUCUCAACACAAUCACAGAUAAAGAAGCCCGUCUGUCCACCUACAUCGAAAUGCAGCGCUACCGCACCUCCUUACAUUCUAUGCUUAAGCAACACGCGAGUAAUAAACUCGGCGCGGUAACAUUCGAAGUCAGCCGCGGAAACGGCAUCCAUAUCCACUGGCAAUUCGUCCCCAUCGCCUCCGACACGAUUACGCGCGGUCUUGUCGAGGCGGCGUUCAAGGUCGAAGCGGAGAAUCUGAGCUAUCCCAAAUUCGAGCCCCCAUCUGAGGCUGCACGUGAAGAUCCAAGCGCUGAACCAGGUGAUUUCUUCCGCGUCUGGAUCUGGGCUCCUUCUUCUGAAGAGGAACAGAGAAAAGACGCUAAACCAGAAGAAAGAUGUAUUAUCCUCCCCCUAACCCCCGACUUCCGCUUCGACCUCCAAUUCGGCCGCAGAGUCAUGGCCAAGUUAAUGGGUCUGGAAAAGCGAAUCCACUGGAAAGACGCGGUGCAGUCGCAGAAUGAGGAAGAGGCAGACGCGAAUGCAUUCAAGGAGGCAUUCAAGGAAUUCGAUUUCUCGCUAGAGUAA
This is a messenger RNA of Aspergillus chevalieri, 1641 nucleotides long. RefSeq names its product CwfJ domain protein. Lineage: Eukaryota; Fungi; Ascomycota; Eurotiomycetes; Eurotiales; Aspergillaceae. Gene Ontology annotation, cellular component: post-mRNA release spliceosomal complex. The record is from RefSeq and is a predicted model, not a curated record. Gene Ontology annotation, molecular function: RNA lariat debranching enzyme activator activity. Bases 1 to 1641 code for a protein of 546 amino acids. The transcript is spliced from 2 exons. Gene Ontology annotation, biological process: mRNA splicing, via spliceosome.